AGUCCAGGAGCAGAGACCACCCCCUGUCACCAGACCAGAGAGAGAGCCCCUCCCCCGCCCCAAGAUGCCCGACGUGGAGAUGGCCGAGUUCGGGGAGGCCGCCCCCUACCUGCGGAAGUCGGAGAAGGAGCGUUUGGCCGCCCAGACCCGCCCCUUCGACCUGAAGAAGGACAUCUUCGUCCCCGACGAGCGGGAGGAGUUCGUUAAGGCCACCAUCGUCAGCCGCGAGGGGGGCAAGGUCACCGCCCAGACCGAGCACGGCAAGACGGUGACGGUGAAGGAGGACCAGAUCAUGCAGCAGAACCCCCCCAAGUUCGACAAGAUCGAGGACAUGGCCAUGUUGACCUUCCUCCACGAACCCGCCGUCCUCUACAACCUCAAGGAGCGUUACGCCUCCUGGAUGAUCUACGGGAAGUUCAUCCGGAUCCACUUUGGGGCCACCGGGAAGUUGGCGUCGGCCGAUAUCGAGACCUACACCCUCCCCGAAGUUUUGGGGCUCCCCAAUCCUCCCCCUCCCCCCCCCCCCCCCCCCCAACGUCCUCCAGAAGCGGACAAGUCGGCGUAUCUGAUGGGCUUGAACUCGGCCGAUCUCCUCAAGGGUUUGUGUCACCCCCGGGUGAAGGUGGGCAACGAGUACGUCACCAAAGGGCAGAACGUCCAGCAGGUGAUUUACGCCGUUGGGGCCUUGGCCAAAGCCGUCUACGAGAAGAUGUUCAACUGGAUGGUGACCAGGAUCAACAACUCGCUGGAGACCAAGCAGCCCCGGCAGUACUUCAUCGGCGUCCUGGACAUCGCCGGCUUCGAGAUCUUCGAU
Messenger RNA from Calidris pugnax (ruff), 814 nucleotides. Its product is annotated as myosin-7-like. The transcript is spliced from 6 exons. Gene Ontology annotation, molecular function: actin filament binding; cytoskeletal motor activity; ATP binding. The record is from RefSeq and is a predicted model, not a curated record. The annotation marks the transcript as partial. Gene Ontology annotation, cellular component: myosin complex. Lineage: Eukaryota; Metazoa; Chordata; Aves; Charadriiformes; Scolopacidae.